AUGCUUCAAUUUGGUGACUGCAAGCGGCAAACGGUCUUUCCAGCGUUUCCGAACAUUUAUGCCCUUGGCACCACGCCGCCACCGUCUCGCCCCCUCGCUGCCUGGCUCUGGCUCGGCGGAAGCUUGGCGGCUGGCGUCUGGUAUCUCGCACUUCUCGCGCCGCAUUUCGCCAACGAUCUGUGGUGGGCUCACUACACUACGAGCGGCUCGCAGGCGUUCUUGAUUGACGCGACAAACGCACUCCUCGAGAGCGACGCCGUUGACAUUCUCGCCGUCACGAUCGCCAAGUCGUACGCCGCGGAAGUGACGUACCCAACCCGCCACCCGACGUAUGCCUCGCGACUCUUGCUGACCUCGCUCACGUCCCUCGAGUUUGCCAUUGCAAAUCUUCGCAACACGUCGGCUUCGUACGCGCUCUGGCUCCCGACGCAAUUUUGCUACGUCGAUUUCGGAAAAGUGUGGGAAAUGGCGCAGACGGACGCGCGCCAAGCGCGGUGCGCAGCUAAAUACACGGCCAACGGCGCCGUGUACCUCGAGACCGUUCUGCGCAACGUCGAGAGCUGGUCGUCGCUUCUGGAGCUCUAUGGCGGCGACGGCAACAUCUUUACGAUUGGCCUGCAGCUCGCGUUGCAAGAAUCAGCGACGGGCUACGCAUGGCUCGACGCGACGGCCAAUGUUUCGACGUCGAUCGCUGACGAAGCGAAUUUGUGGCGGUCCGCGGGUCUCGACUAUUUCAAGUUGCAGUGGCAAAAUUCGGUCCUCUCGGGUGUUACGGAAACCAUGGACGUGGUGAACGCGCUCGGUGUGCGCCAACCGAUUUCGCUCAAGCAAGAAUCGCAGUCGGCGGGUCCAUGGACGUCGCAGAUCUUCAACGGGUAUCUCUACAACAAUCUGUACAUGCUCGUGUCGGGCUGCAACGCAAGCCUGAUUCGAAGCAGCAGCUACCAUUUUUCCAAAGUGCCAUGCCUCUAUCUGCAACCCCCCGUCUUUGAGAGCUUGCUUGGACUCUUUAAUGCCAACGGCCACUAUGUCGACCAAACCGGUGUCAUCCAUGACCGCCUCGGUGCCUUCUUGUCGGUCGACAUGUGGGUUCUUCCAGUGCCCACCACCCUGCAUGCGCUUGUUGAGAGUGCUCAGAUCGCAUUGGCCGACAUGCUUGCCGCGAACGCUUCGCUCGCAGCAGCCUACGUGGCGCUUUGUGGCGACGCACUCACACCGACGCCGCCUGCGUUUCGCGGGGCGUAUGUUUACUAUGGCGGCAACCCCCUCUGCCUCCAUGGUCCCGCGCAAACCUAUGUACAAGCGUCAUUUGCGACCACUGAUACGUGCAACACCCCGCUCCCGCUCACAAUUCAAGUCAGCGUGGCGGCAGCGCUUUGGGGGCUACGGUUGACGGCGCCGACAACGAUCGAGGACAUCUGCCUGAACGACUCGGCGUGCCUCGACCUGCUCGCGCCAAUGCACCACCUGGCCAACGGCCUGCCAAAUGCGAUGUCGCUCACUGCCCGCCGCGACCUCGAAGCACUGGAUAUAACCGCUGCUUGCGCCCUCGUUUGCGUUUUUGGCUGGGUCCUUCUUUCCGACUGGGUCUUCGGUGUCCGCGAAGUCGUGUCCUUUGAAGGCGACAACGCGACUCUCGUCUUGAUAUCGGAAGCGUACGACACCACGUCGACUGACCCGAGCGCGACGACCGUCGGGCGCGCGACCACCGUCGUCUUCUACCUCGUGGUGUAUGUCUCGGUCAUGUUGCUCGUCGUCGCCGUUGCCUGUAGCUUCCUCGGUCUGUUCCAUCGCGCCGAUCCAAGCCAUCUCUUUGUGUUUCACCGGGUGGCCGGCGCGACGUGGGUCGGACGACCCCUCCUCUUUCUCCGCGGCGCGUCCGCGAUGGUGCUGCUCAGUACGGCACCAAUCGCACUCACCACGUCGUUUGGUCUUAGCCGAUUUGUCCCUGCGCCGCGAGGGUUUCUGGAAGUGGCCGUCUUGGCGAGCGAAGCGACGUGGAUCACGUACGUCAUAAGUGAAGUCGCGCUCCUGGUGCCGCUCGCUCGACCACAUGUGGCGGGUCACGUCAGCGCAGGGGUUGUGUGGGCCCUCUACGUCUCGCUCGAGAUGACGUUUCCCGUCAAAAUCCGAACGCAGUUGCACCCAGUGUGCACGGUGCAGGCGAUGUACUAUCAGCUGGAGUGCACGAGUGCAACCGUGACGAUUGGCAGCUACGCACGGGCGUGCUGGCUCCUGCUCCUCCCCGUGGUCGUGGUCCCAAUGACUGUCAUUGUGAUGGGGAUCGCAGACCGCCAUCGACCCGCGGCACCAGCAUCGAACGACGUCCAGUUGUCCGGGGUCGCAACAGCUUACUUUUCGAUGCCCCAUACGUCGCUCGAUCGUGUCACGCUGCUUCUCGCUGGCUUGUACCGUGGUGCGCGCGUCACCUUUAACUUUACCCUCUGGGUGUUUGUUCGAGACAAGGCGGCCGUCGCGGUGGCGCCGACCGUAGCGCUGCUACCGAGAGCCGUGGGCCCCAUGGCGCCAAUGCCACCGAUCGUGGCGUGGCAGCACCGGAGCUGGCUACUCAUCGGGACGGUGUACGUCGGCGUCGCCAUCUACAGCAGCACGUCGUAUCUCGCGCUCUCCGAGACGAAUCUCGCCAACGAUCUCGUGUGGACCGGCUUCAACAUGACGGGCACCCAUGUCUUUGUUGCGCGGUGGUUUCUACGGCAGCUCACGAUCGGUGUCACGAGCACGACGACGGCGUUGGAUGCACCGACGAUCAAUUCGGCCGCCGACUAUAGCGUCGCAACGACGGUGCUCAUGCCGCCGCAGCAGUAUGGCGCCAUGGUACAAUACACCAAUCUCACCGAGGUCUCCACCGCCAUCUCAGCACUUCGUACCUUGGAUGGGUGUGAUGGCCCGUGGGUCUUUACGCAGUACUGCUACUUCGAUUUUGAUCAAAAGUGGGAAAUGGCCAACUCGGUCACGCGCCAAGAGCGAUGCAAAUCGAUGGUCAAUAACGGUGCCGUCUUUCUGGCUUCCUUGCUUCGGAACGUCGACAUUACAACCUGCUGGGACGAGUCGUUUGAGAUUGGUUUGGCGUCCGAGCUGCGAGAAUCCAAGGCUGGUCAAGCUUUGCUAGCUUCGUUUCGUCCGCCGUACCUCUCGAUCGACGACGAAGUGGCGGUGUGGACCCAGAAACGUAUCACGUCGUACGUGCUGCAGUGGCAAAACUACAAGUCGAUCGGCGUCGUCAAUACGUACACCAUUGUCAACGCGUACGGCGCCUCGUAUCCCUUCACGUUGCAGUCGACCGCGGGCUACUACCGUAUCGAGAGCCAGACGUCGUUCAAAAUGUACUGGUCUCUCGCCAACGACCUCGGUAGUCUACUCACAAACACUUCGACCAUGGGUGGCCAGAGUCUUUUGCGCUCCAGUAGUCGGUUUGCUUAUCGGAAUGCAUCGCUUCAAGACGUCUACGCGGUCAACGGGAGCAUUCUGGCGUCGCCCAACAGCGCUGGUGCCGCCAUCGUGCAGUCGACGAUCGGGCCUUUUGGGUCCAUCGACAUGGUCUACGUCGGCGUUCCUAUGGUCGUGCGGCGAGGGUACGGUGCGAUUCUCGACCACAUUAGCGUACUUCGCAGCAACGGACCCGCGGCGGUAGAUGCGUACGCGGCCAUCUCGCCGCCGGUCCAGCUGCUACCGACGCCGCCUCGGUGGCUCGCAGAGAACUUUCGAGUGUUUGGUGGCUCGCUCCUCUGUCCGCCGACAGGAAACACUGGAAUGUUCAGCAUUGCCACGGGUCUCACACAGCUGUUUUCGUUCCCGUACAGCUGUGCGACAGCUCAAGUGACCAUGUCGCUCUCGCUGACUACCGAGCACUUUCUCAUCGGCGCCGCCUUGACGUCGCCGAACGCGUCGGCCGUCUGCGCGCAGGUGGUGAGCCACGUCGCUGCGUGCAUUGCCGGGGUGCAAGCCGCCCUCAUAUUUCUCAACGGGAACGGGCAGGCGCUCGAGACCUCCUGGCGCCAUGGUCUCGAGGUGGCUUUAACACCGUUGCAGAUCAGCUUGGCGCAGUUUGGUCAACCGCGCGCGAACGCGCCAGCAACCUUGUACAUGGCGCCGCUCUUGGACGACCCAGCAUUUGCUUUCUUUGCGCAUAUUCUGUUGUACGACUGGGUGGUCGGCAACCGGGAGGUCAUCUCGUUCCAAGGCGACGUCGGCUCGGUCACGCUCCUCGGCGACGGCGGCAUCCGCCGGGUGCAGCCGAUCGAUACGACCGAGCUCCCCGUCGUCUUUGCCUUGUACGCGCAUCGCGCUGUCCAGUACGUGACGUACGUUCUCAUGGUGGUCGCGGGUGUCGCCGCCAUCUACCUUGUGCGGUGCCGUGGCCACGUCGCCGGCGCCAACAUGCUCGAGCUCUCGCGUGUCGGCGGCGUCGUGUGGGUGGGCCGGCCGCUCUUGCUGGCGCGCGGCGUGACGGCGCUCUCUCUUCUCUCGUCGAGCUCGCUGUCGCUCGCCACCAAGCAUGGGCGCAUCACGGUCUUGGAAGCAACGCAGCUGCCGUGGUAUGCAACGUGCUUGGCCGCCAACGAAGUCACUUGGGUCGCUGGUGUCGUCAACGACAUCGCCCUGGCGGUGACCAAAGACGACGCCAUGCGGUAUACGACGCUCAAUAGCGUGCUCGUGUGGGCCGGCACCGCCUGUCUCACGACGCUUUCCCCCACGGUCCUCGACUACCAAGUCCACUGCUCGUCCGGGAGCGUCGCGAUCGGGUCGCUGCGCCGCCUCCUCGCACUCUCGCUCUUGGUUGUCAGCAUGAACGCGCUCUCAUAUCUGAGUGUGCGCUGUCGCUUGAGUAGAAAAAUUGAUGUGCGCAGUCGGUCGCUCCUCCUCUGCGCCGGCGCGCGCUACCUUUUCGAGCAAGACGCGUGGAUGGACCGUGACAUUUACUACAUGGACCGUGCAUCCGCUGCCUUGAACGGCCUCGUGAGCCUUCGCUACAAGCAAGCUAUGUAUGUCUUUGACGUCAAGACGUGGCGGCUCCAUGAUCUCGGCUCCGUCAGCUCGUGUCUUGAGCCACGCUUGCGCGAGGCCCUGCCUUUGCGCGACGCAGCCUCCUGA
This is a messenger RNA of Saprolegnia parasitica CBS 223.65, 5112 nucleotides long. RefSeq lists its product as hypothetical. NCBI's taxonomy places the organism in Eukaryota, Oomycota, Saprolegniomycetes, Saprolegniales, Saprolegniaceae. The record is from RefSeq and is a predicted model, not a curated record. The transcript has 4 exons. Bases 1 to 5112 code for a protein of 1703 amino acids.